Messenger RNA from Lycium barbarum (goji berry), 895 nucleotides. RefSeq names its product agamous-like MADS-box protein AGL61. Gene Ontology annotation, biological process: regulation of transcription by RNA polymerase II. Gene Ontology annotation, molecular function: protein dimerization activity; RNA polymerase II cis-regulatory region sequence-specific DNA binding; DNA-binding transcription factor activity, RNA polymerase II-specific. Lineage: Eukaryota; Viridiplantae; Streptophyta; Magnoliopsida; Solanales; Solanaceae. Bases 154 to 681 code for a protein of 175 amino acids. The record is from RefSeq and is a predicted model, not a curated record. The transcript has 2 exons.
UAUUAUGGGAAAAAGUGAACAUUCAAAGUAGGAAACUAAAACUACCGAUUCCUAUAUUUUACAGCUUUAGGAAUACUUAUAUAGCAACCCUUCAAGAGUUUUCAAGCUCAAUCCAUCUUUGAAGAAGACGAAAAUUAUACAGAAUAAAAAAAAAUGGGCACAGGGAAGAAGAAGAUAGAAAUCAAGCAAAUCAUCAAAGAAGGAUCAAGAAUGGUAACAUUCUCAAAAAGACGUAAAGGGCUUUUCAAGAAAGCUUCACAGCUCGAAUCCAUGACCAAUGCUCGUGUCGCCAUUGUCGUUUUUUCACCCACUGGCAAACCUUACACGUGUGGCAAUGUUAUCGCCGCCAUUGGGACCCACUUUCCCCAAUUUCAUAAAAAUGAAAUCGAGUCUUGUGGGACCCACAUUUCCCAACUUCAGAAAAAUGAAAUCGGGUCUAGUGGGUCCCACUUUCCGAAGAAUGAAACUGGUGAAAGCGGGACCCGCUUUACCCAAUUUCGCUCUUCCGAAAUUGGGUCUACUGGGUCCCACUUGAAGAAUGGUCUAUGUGAUUGGUUGGAGAAAAUAGAUGUUGAAGAAUGUGGAAAUUUGGAUGAAUUGUUGUUGUUGAAGGAGCAAUUGGAAGGAACAAGAGAUAAGCUUGCUGAACAUUCUGAGUCUUUUGAGGCUUUAUUUGUGUGAUGAUAUUACCUUAGUAUAACAAGGUAGUUUGUUCCGAUAUUUUUUUUAUAUUAUUAUAGCAAAAUGUUGUUAUAUAGAACAUAUACUAUAACAUAGCAUGAAAGAUCCGUUCCACAAAAAUCAUGGGCGUUAUAGCGAAAUGUUGUUAUAGAAGGUGAUUUCGAAUCUUUUGAGGCUUUGUUUAUGUGAUGAUAUUAUCUUAGUAUAACAACGU